CCUCUCUCAAACCACUACCAUCUCCAAUCCAUUUGUUUCCGCCGGUUACUCUGGUCCCUUCUGAGCAUUGCAAUUAGCACAGACAGCAAGAACAACACUGACAGCACUUACUGCAAUCGCUCGCAAUAUGUCUGCAAGGAAAUCUACUACGAAAUCGGCUGCUAAGAAGAGCAGGGCCUCUCCCACCCACCCAUCUUGGGUAGAUAUGAUCAAGGAGUGCAUUACUGCCAAUCCUGAUGACGCUCGCGCUGGCGUCUCCCGUCCCCAGAUCAAGAAAUUUGUUGAGGAAAAAUACAACCUCACCAUGGACAACGCUCAACUGAAUCAUUUGAGCAAGGCCAUCGCCACUGGCGCCGACAAGGGGACUUUUGUCCUCCCCAAGGGACCCUCUGGUCGGGUGAAAUUGCCUCCAAAGACCUCGAGGGCCACUGACACUUCAGCAUCCAAGGAGAACAAGCCCGCGAAGGCUGCACCCAAGGCGGCUACUAAGGCAGCCGCCAAGGCACGUCCCGCCAAGACUGCCACUACGAAGGCUACCACCGCAAAGUCUAGCACGGCCAAGAAGCCAGCUGUGAAAGCGAAGGCCGCACCAACUGUCAAGGCCGCCGCCGCCAAGAAACCUGCCACUCAAACUGCCACCAAGUCUUCAGCGACGAAAUCAUCAACUUCCACUAAGGCAAAGGCAGUUCCUGCAAAAAAGACGAUGGCAGGCAAGAAACCUACCCCUAUCAAGAAGGUUACCUCAGCAUCUAAGCGUGGCACCGUGAAGAAGGCUGUGACUGGAACGAGCGCGCCUGCGAAAGCAAAGACUGCAGCCACCAAGAAGACCAAUGUAAAGAAACCCGCAGCCAAAGCAACCGCCUCGACAACGAACAAGAAGAAGACCGCCAAGAAAUAGGUGUAGAACCUAGUCUAUGGCUACGCUACCUACUCCAUGCACUUUCCCUCACGCCUCUGAUUGCACAUUUCUUAUUUCUCGUAUUUGAUUUGUAUUGUAAUUUAUUGGGUCCUACUACCUGCCCGCCUCUCGAUUACCAAAUCAUCAAUUUUCGUGUGGGCCUGUUGUCGUGAUUAUCUUGAUUUGAACCUAUU
Suillus plorans is the source of this 1092-nucleotide messenger RNA. RefSeq lists its product as uncharacterized. Gene Ontology annotation, cellular component: nucleosome. The coding region runs from base 128 to 898 and encodes 256 amino acids. The record is from RefSeq and is a predicted model, not a curated record. Gene Ontology annotation, molecular function: DNA binding. Gene Ontology annotation, biological process: nucleosome assembly. The transcript has 8 exons. NCBI's taxonomy places the organism in Eukaryota, Fungi, Basidiomycota, Agaricomycetes, Boletales, Suillaceae.